UCUCUCUCAGCCUCUCUUAUCUGUCUCCGCAACUUCUCUCUAUCCCUCGCUCUAUAUCUCUCUGUCUAACCGCUGCGAAUCCCUCCUUUACAAUAGAGAGGGGCAACGGUCGAAGAGGGGCUUGCAUUCGAAAUCUCAGCGGAAUGCUGUGUUUUCAAAAUCACGAGGAUUCGGAUUACAUCCAAACCCAACCUCCCAAACGCACCCUAAAGCAUCCUAAUCCCUCCCAAACCUCACUGCCAAACGAAAUCUAAAAGCAGCAUAAAUGUAAAAGGGAUCAUAGAAGAACAAACAAAUAGCAGACAGAGGAACAAGAUUGGGUGUGAUGGCGUUCCGUGCCCCACCGCUCAAUGGCUUCUACUGCCGGCGAAAUCCGAUGGUUUUCUUCCGCGCAUUCGCGUCUGUAGUUUCUCCGCCAUCCAAGGCUGUCGUCUAUGAACGGCAUGGCCCACCAGACGAAGUUACAAGGGUGAUUGACCUUCCUCCAGUAGAACUGAAAGAGCAUGAUAUCUGCGUCAAAAUGCUUGCAGCUCCAAUCAAUCCUUCGGAUAUCAAUAGAAUAGAAGGUGUGUACCCAGUGAGGCCUCCAGUGCCUGCAAUUGGAGGAUACGAAGGUGUGGGCGAAAUACAAGCUUUAGGGUCUGCAGUGAGGGGUCUCUCUCUUGGCGAUUGGGUCAUACCGUCUCCUCCAUCCUUUGGGACAUGGCAGACUUACAUUGUAAAAGAGGAGAGUGUCUGGCACAAAAUCGACAAGGACGUUCCUAUGGAGUUUUCUGCUACAGUGACUGUAAAUCCCUUGACAGCUUUGCGGAUGCUGGAAGAUUUUGUUAAGCUGGUUCCUGGAGAUGCUAUCGUGCAAAAUGGUGCUACGAGUAUUGUUGGACAAUGUAUUAUUCAGCUGGCACGAAUUCGAGGCAUCCGUAGCAUAAAUAUCAUCAGAGACAGGGUUGGGUCAGAAGAAGCUAAAGAAAAACUCAAGGGACUUGGUGCAGAUGAGGUAUUUACGGAAAGCCAGUUAGAAGUGAAGAAUGUCAAGGAUCUUCUGGGUGUUCUACCUGAACCUGCACUGGGAUUCAACUGCGUAGGGGGAAAUCCUGCUUCCUUAGUCCUGAAAUUUUUAAGGCAAGGAGGGACUAUGGUAACUUAUGGUGGUAUGGCAAAGAAACCCAUCACUGUAUCUACCUCAUCUUUCAUAUUUAAGGAUCUUGCAUUGCGAGGGUUCUGGUUACAGAAGUUGAUGAGUACGGAAAAUGCAAAAGAUUGUAGAGUGAUGAUAGAUUACCUUUUGAGUCUAGUUUGUGAUGGGAGCUUCAAAUAUGAGUUGGAGAUGGUUCCUUUCAAGGAUUUCAAUGUAGCACUGGAUAGGGCGCUUGGAAAACUAGGUAGCCAUCCAAAACAGGUUAUUAAAUUUUAACCUAAUGAGCUAUUUGCGUACAUCUUCAAGAACAUCUGCUUGGAACUCUGUUGAAGAAAGUGAUGGAUAUGUUACUGUAAGUUGUUUGAUGCUGUUUUGGCAAUGGUUUUCUUGCAGUCUGCAGAGCUACCAUGCUUCCACCAUAUACACCUGUUGCCCUUUGGUAAUUCCAAUAAUUUGUUUGGUGGGCUCGACCUUGUAUGGGCUGUUGCGGAAAAAUCUUGUUGAUUGGUCAAUCCUAGUUGUUCAUCCAUUAGAAUUUCA
Molecule: messenger RNA, 1678 nt
Organism: Magnolia sinica
Lineage: Eukaryota; Viridiplantae; Streptophyta; Magnoliopsida; Magnoliales; Magnoliaceae
Product: enoyl-[acyl-carrier-protein] reductase, mitochondrial
Exons: 11
Coding region: 326-1414 (362 amino acids)
Biological process (GO): fatty acid metabolic process
Cellular component (GO): mitochondrion
Molecular function (GO): trans-2-enoyl-CoA reductase (NADPH) activity
Source: RefSeq, a predicted model, not a curated record